Messenger RNA from Austrofundulus limnaeus, 1717 nucleotides. Its product is annotated as actin-related protein 3. The record is from RefSeq and is a predicted model, not a curated record. Lineage: Eukaryota; Metazoa; Chordata; Actinopteri; Cyprinodontiformes; Rivulidae.
CGCCGCCAUCUUGCCUCUCCCUGCCUGCCUGAAGCCGAGCACCGCGGAACAGGAAACGGUUGUGUGUGCAGGCUCACGGUUCCUGCUGUGGACGGGUUGCCACAUCCUCCAGCCGACUCUUCCCCACCCGAACCCACCUUCCGUCUCCCCAGCAGCAGAGACCCGGGACCAGAGAUGGCUGGACGGUUACCGGCGUGUGUUGUGGACUGCGGCACAGGGCCGUGCUGGCGCUCGCCGCCUCCUGGACGUCCCGACAGGUGGGGGAGCGGACGCUCACAGGGACCGUCAUCGACAGCGGAGAUGGCGUGACUCACGUGAUCCCCGUGGCCGAGGGUUACGUGAUCGGCAGCUGCAUCAAACACAUCCCCAUCGCCGGCCGAGACAUCACCUACUUCACCCAGCAGCUGCUCAGGGAGCGAGAGGUGGGAAUCCCCCCGGAGCAGUCGCUGGAGACCGCCAAGGCUGUGAAGGAGCGCUUCAGCUACGUCUGCCCAGAUUUAGUCAAAGAGUUCCAGAAGUACGACACGGACGGCACCAAGUGGAUCAAACAGUACACCGGCAUCAACGCCAUCAGCAAGAAGGAGUUCACCAUCGACGUGGGCUACGAGCGCUUCCUGGGGCCAGAGAUCUUCUUCCACCCGGAGUUUGCCAACCCAGACUUCACCCAGCCCAUCUCUGAGGUGGUGGACGAGGUCAUCCAGAACUGUCCCAUCGACGUGCGGCGUCCUCUCUACAAGAACAUCGUCCUGUCCGGAGGCUCCACCAUGUUCAGGGACUUCGGGCGCCGCCUGCAGAGGGACCUGAAGAGGACGGUGGACGCUCGGCUGAAGCUGAGCGAGGAGCUGAGCGGAGGCAAGCUGAAGCCCAAACCGAUCGAUGUGCAGGUCAUCACUCAUCACAUGCAGAGAUACGCCGUGUGGUUCGGUGGAUCAAUGUUAGCAUCAACUCCCGAGUUCUACCAGGUUUGUCACACCAAGAAGGACUACGAGGAGAUCGGGCCGAGCAUCUGCCGCCACAACCCCGUGUUCGGUGUCAUGUCUUAACCCCCGGGCCGGACCAGCAGCAGCAGCGCCGUGACUUUUUGGAUUUCUCCUUCAGGAUGUUUGAGAUGAGGAGGCGGUCCAGGAAAUUAAAAAUAAAAAAUAAAAAGCGAGCAGAACAAACAGACGGGCUGGGAAUAUUUGAUGUGAAUGUUUCUUUAUUUUUUUCCGCAGUGAGGGAACACGGUUUGCCAGAACAGAACAGUUUUCAGAACAUUUGGAUUUCGGUGGGUGAUAAACGUGCUGUUAAUAAGUUUUAUACCAUCAGAGCAGGUUAUUUAUGACUCCAGCUGACCUCUCUUUACUCUUUYAUUCAUUGUUGUUUCUUUUUGUCAUUUAUUUUCUGUUUCUGCUUGUCUGUAUCCUUGUUUAUAUUUUAUACAAAAGUUGUACUAUUUGGUAAUUCGGGUUCAAWCCGUAAACGGUAUCAAAUGCAGCUUUGACUUUUUUUUCCCCUUUAGUUUAAGGUUCAGUUUCCCACAUUUCAUUAARUGAUCUGCUUUGACCUCAAACUGUCCACAAGCAGUGGAUCAAACUGAAUAUUAACCAGGAAAUCAAUAAAAUGACUGUCAGACCAGUGUUGUUUUUUAUUAUUAAAUACCAAAUUAUUCAAAACAAUUGAACUUGUGUAUUUAAUGCCUGCGACAUUCCAAUAAAGGCUUCAAUUUGUUUAUAAA